CGGACACUUCCAUUAAUGUGAAACCACAGACUGUUUUCUUGGUUGUGUUCUCAUUUAUUGUCUCACAACGUCAAAAUGUCAAACUAGAAUAGUCCAGUCUUCUCUCCGUCAACGCUCUCUUCUUUGUCAAAACCAAAACCCAUCUGAGAUUACCUGAGAGAACUCUCCGGCGACCUAAAAAUGGAAACUUCCCGUUAUACCCUUCCUCUUCUCCUAGUCUCCCUCCCCUUCUUCCUCUCUCUCUCCGCCCAAAUGACCGGAGACUUUAAAUGCAGCGGCUCGACCUCCACGUGUAUGUCUCUCGUUGGUUACUCAAGCAAGAACCCAACAACGUUGCGUAAUAUCCAAACCCUUUUCGCCGUAAAGAACCUCCGUUCGAUCCUCGGAGCUAACAAUCUCCCACUCGACACCACACCUGACCAGCGCGUGAACCCGGAUCAAGUCGUGCGUAUCCCAAUCCAUUGCUCUUGCUCCAACGGAACAGGUGUAUCGAACAGAGACAUCGAGUACACCAUCAAGAAAGACGACACGCUUUACCUUGUCGCAACUGAGGUGUUCGGAGGUCUGGUUACGUACCAGAAGAUCGCUGAUAUGAACAAAAUUCCCGACCCAAGUAAAAUUGAUGUUGGUCAAAAGUUUUGGAUCCCUUUGCCCUGUAGCUGCGAUAAGUUGAAAGAUGAAGAUGUUGUUCACUACGCUCAUGUGGUCAAAGAAGGGAGCUCCCUCGGUGAGAUCGCUGCUCAGUUUGGAACGGACAACAUGACGCUGGCUCAGCUCAAUGGAAUCUCCAGCGCCGUUCAGCUUCUUGCUAAUUAUCCACUCAACGUCCCUCUCAAAGCUUGUAGCUCUUCUGUGAGGAACGACUCGUUGGAUGCUCCUCUGCUUCUGUCUAACAACUCAUACGCCUUCACUGCAAACACUUGCAUCAAGUGUUCCUGUGAUGCUUCAAAGAAUUGGACUUUAAGCUGUGAACCAUCAUCUCAGGUUAAGCCUUCGAAUUCGACAUGGGCAACUUGCCCGCCUUCACGGUGCGAAGGAGCUGAGGGUUUGUUUCUAGGCAACACGACUACUACGUCGACUAGCAGCUCUUGCGGACCUCGUACUUGCGCCUAUGCUGGUUACUCCAAACAAACCAUCUUCACCGUACUUACCCCAACUUGUCCAGAUUCUGCAAGUCCUGGUAGUGGUAACUAUGCGUCAACGUUCAGCCCAAGGUUCAAUUUCGUGUUGGUGUUGAUUCAGUGUGCGCUGCUUUGUCUCUAUCUUCUCUAGUAAUGUUUUGUUGUUAUAUUGAUUAUGAGUGUGAAUCUAAGUACAGUUUGGACUGAAAUAAAGACAUUGUUUCACCUGAAGCAUCACGUCCUUGUACCAUUAUGAAGUUGCAAACACUUCAGCUCUUGACACUUGUGUGGUUACCAACCAGAAAAUAAUAAAACAUUGAUAUGAA
Molecule: messenger RNA, 1447 nt
Organism: Camelina sativa (false flax)
Lineage: Eukaryota; Viridiplantae; Streptophyta; Magnoliopsida; Brassicales; Brassicaceae
Product: lysM domain-containing GPI-anchored protein 2
Source: RefSeq, a predicted model, not a curated record